AAGGUUUUGGUGAUUGCAUUUCUGUUCUUGAGUCUCUUUGGACUGAACACCAGCCUCAACUACUCAAUUAACUAUUAUGUGAGUAAUGAAAUGAGUUGGAGUUAUGCACAAUUUUUCUGCAGAACAUACUACAGUGACCUGUCCACGGUGAGCCAUGAAGACCUGAAACCACUGUCUGACAAAGUCUCUUAUACGUAUUACUGGACUGGACUUUUCAGAGAUUCUCAAAGCCCAUCAGUGUGGAAAUGGAGCGGAGGUGAGCAGGCAACUGAUAUCAAAUGGGAGGGUGGAGAACCAAAUAAUAAUAAUCAUUAUUGUGCUAUGGUCAAAACAUCCUCUGCUGAAAUGGAAGAUGCUGAUUGCUCUUGGAAUCUACCUUUUUAUUGCAUGAUGGUCUUCGAGCUGAUCCUGGUCCAGCAGGAAAGCACGUGGGAGGAGGCAUUGGGAGACUGUAGAAAAAAACACUAUGAACUUGCUUCUCUGAGCUCAGAUUCAAUGAUGGAUCGGGCGAAGCAAGAGAGUGAAUCAGCCUUGACAGAUGACGUAUGGAUCGGCCUGCGCUUUCUAGCUGGGAGCUGGUUUUGGGUGAAUGGAGAGGCUUUUGGAUAUAAGGCCUGGUCUCCAGGAGGAGAUCUUCAGUGUCCUGCUAUGAAUCAGAGAUGUGGAGUUUAUAACCUAAUGAAAAAGAAAUGGAAACCUGCAGACUGUGAGCAGAGACUCAACUUUCUGUGUCUUGGGAGAGUAAAGAAGUAAACAA
Molecule: messenger RNA, 757 nt
Organism: Danio rerio (zebrafish)
Lineage: Eukaryota; Metazoa; Chordata; Actinopteri; Cypriniformes; Danionidae
Source: RefSeq, a predicted model, not a curated record